UGUUGUGUCUUAGCCUCGGUUCAUGCUUAUGCUAUCUCAGUUCAUACUGAUGCUGUGAAAAGAGAUAUUGUAUUCCUGCUGGAUGGUUCUGAUGGCACAAGGAGUGGAUUCCCAGCAUUGCGAGAUUUUAUUCAAAGUAUAGUGGGUAAACUAUCUGUGGAGGAGAACAGAGACAGAGUUUCUGUGGUUCAGUACGCUGACAAACCAGAGGCCCAUUUCUAUCUAAACUCUCACAAAACAAAGGAUGCCAUUAUUAAUGCCAUAAGUAAAAUGAGGCACAAGGGUGGAAGGAGCCUAAACACUGGGGCAGCUCUCCAGUUUGUAAGACACCGUGUCUUUACAGCCUCCUCUGGCAGUAGACGACUGGAAGGUGUGCCCCAGAUUCUGAUCCUUUUGACUAGCAAGAAAUCCAGAGAUGAUGUUAAGGGUCCUGCUGUAGCUCUUAAAGAUCUGGAAAUUGUGUCAUUGGGGGUCGGAGUUGGGGACGCCAAUGUCCGUGAAUUGGAAAUGAUUUCCUUCCAACCUGGUUUCACAUACCAGGUCACCGAGUUCUCUGAGCUGCCCACAAUCCAGCCACAGCUUGUUGCUGUGCUUAAAAGCCUGUCGAAAGACACCGAAGAAUCAGUAGCUCCUGGGAUUCCUGAUGUGACACCUGGGAUUCCUGAUUUAGUAGGUAAGAACUUCAGAUUGGAUCUGAGUAUGCUAAAUACAAUAUAUAUACCAUAUUCUUUAUCUUUGGAACAAUGCUGAAGUUGAAGCAUUGUAAAUACAUAGAUACCUAAGCCUUUGGUAAACAUAGUCUCAGUAGAGUAUUUCCUGCUAUGUCGAUACAUGUUAUGCAUUUUGGUGAAAGAUGCUAGUAUUUGGUUGCAUGAUUGAAAAAAUAGUAUUUUUAAAUGUCUUUAUUCAGAGUAUUUAUUGGCUUUUUAUUCUCUUAAACCAAAACAAUUUCCCCCCAUUUCACUAUGUUCUCUCUCUUUAUCUCUUACCUCAACCAUGUAUGGAGAAACUAUACCAACUUUUUUUGAAAAUAUUAUUCCUUGUUGUUCUGCUUGUGAUGAUACCUUUCAGAACAGUAGUUUAGUGCUCCCAAAACCUGCAUACACUACUCCAGAUUAUCAUACACCCUUGCAAAUAUGCAUGUGAAUGUGUAUUGAGACAGGCAACUAACCACAACUGUAAUUUUGCAGUCAUUUCUUCUGUCAGUGAUAUUUUUCCACUGAUAUGCCUGGUGUUCAGAUUCAGCUUCAAACAUUCCUAACAAUGUUUAAUUUUUUAAAACAUUUACAUGCCUUUUAAUUUUUUUUCAACCUUUAUUUAACUAGGCAAGUACGUUAAGAACAAAAUCUUACUUACAAUGACGACCUACAUGCCUUUUCUAUAAUAUAUUUGUUAGUCAAUGUAUUCCAUUUUUAUCUAUCUUCACUACCUACUUGAUACAGAGAACAUCAAAAGGGAUAUAGUGUUUCUCCUUGACAGUUCAGAUGACUCCAGAAAUGGAUUGCCUGCCAUUAGAGAGUUUAUACGAAGAAUGGCCAAUGAACUUGACAUUGAUGGGGACAAUGUUCGAGUUCCUGUUGUCCAAUACAGUGACGAUGCUCUGGAAUACUUCCGCCUUAAAGCUCACAAAACCAAAAGGGCUGUCAUCUGCGCUGUUAGAAGCCUAAGGCAUAAAGGAGGAAGACCCCGCAACACUGGAGCAGCUCUUCAGUUUGUUAAGGACAGUGUUUUCACUGCCUCGUCCGGGAGUUGGCAUCUGGAAGAGGUUCCCCAGAUUUUGUUUUUGUUAACUGCUGGAGAGUCUAAUGAUGACUUCACAGCUUCUGCAUCUGAUCUGAAACAUCUUGGGGUUCUUUCUUUUGUCAUUCGGAUGAAACAUGUAAGGCAAGAGGAGCUUCGAUGCAUUGCCUACUCUUCCAGAUUUAUUUUCAACCUACCCGUCUUUGGUGAACUUUUGUCCAUACAGCCGGAGAUCCUUGCCUUUGUCCAAUUUGUCCAAUAUACACCUACUCAUAAUUAUACAAACACAACAUCAGAGAUGGUGCUGGGAGGGUUACUGUUUUGCAAAGACAUUUCUAUUGGCAUACAAAUUCCAAAUCUCCGCUUUCUUGUUCCACAUUCCAGAAACAUCAUGCUUUUCUUGAUUGUUUAAAAUCAGGAAACUGUGCUUUUCUGGUCCUUUCUGUUUAAGCUCUCUCUUGAACCAAUUAUACAGUAUAUCAUUGUCUAGUUGAUUUACACUAGUUUAGAUUAUCCGCUGUCUUAAGCAUACCAUCUUCGUCUUCCUUCAUGGAAGGAGUGUUUGAUUUCACAUCUUGACAUAUUUUUCCUGAAACUGAAAAUCUCGCUCUACAAACUUUCUUAAAUAUUUUGUCAUUUGAGACCUUUUUAAAUCCCUUUAAUUUCACAUCCUAUUUCUUUGUAUUGUUGCAUUGAUGACCAUGGUUACAAGGCUUGGCAAUAUUUAUAGAGCUUAUGUAAUGACCUGAAAGUCAUCAUAGUUCAAAUAUAUAUAAUGGAUAAUAUUUCUGACCAUGUGUUUACUACAUUCUAUUGAUAUGCCGUCCUUGUGCAUGUAUAUCUGCCUGGCCUAGUAUCUGUCAUGGUUUUAUUAUUAAAUUAUUAUUAAAUAGGUCAUUCAAUGUUCUCUUUUGUUGAAUUAGAUGCUGCACAGAGA
Messenger RNA from Oncorhynchus nerka (sockeye salmon), 2677 nucleotides. Its product is annotated as collagen alpha-3(VI) chain-like. The record is from RefSeq and is a predicted model, not a curated record. Lineage: Eukaryota; Metazoa; Chordata; Actinopteri; Salmoniformes; Salmonidae. The annotation marks the transcript as partial. The transcript has a single exon.